CAGAGAGGAAGACCUCGCUCCACUAUCUGCUGGCAGCAUUCACCAGACAGUGACGGCUUCAAACACGCCCGGGGCUCUGCUAGUUUCACUCUCUUUUUUUUUUUUCUUUUCCUUUUUUUUUAUUUUGGAGGGAGGCGACCAACUUUGAUGCCCUGACGCACUGCUACCCCCCUCCCUUUUUUUAUUUAUUUAUUUUUUUGUUUUGUCACGCGGGGGAAUGUCCACAAAAGCAACGUGAACUUUGUCCGUCGCACCACCGUCCAGUCCAGCGGGGUCAGUGCGAGGACUGAAGCUCUAGCCGGGCAGCGCUGCUGGGGAGAACCUCAGUCCCUUAAUGUUUGAUCACAGAAGAUAGUGCCCUGAAAUGAAAGAAGAAAAAGGGUUGUGUGAAGRAAGUUUGAGUAAGUCGAGUCUCUUCACCUAUCAGCACCACUCAGAAUGAGCUCAGGCAUUGUGUAGACAUGAGAGGACACAGGAGGAGGUGACGAUGUCCCAGAGGGCAGCUAAACCAUGGGGCCUCAGGCUUCUCCCACUUCUCCUCUUCUUAAUCUCCUUUGCGACAUAUUAUUAUUCCUAUGUCAUACUUCAAAGUUCUGGAGGUACUGGCAAGGCUCUGAACAUUAGCAAGUCGCUCUGUGGUGGCUUGCUAACCCAGAAGAAUUGGGAGCGCCUUAACUUGAACAUUACCAGACAUACUCAGCUUUUUCUGAAAAUGGAGGACUUCUUCUGGAAGGAGACGCAGUCAAAGCUGCCAUUACCCUACGGCAUUAAAGGCAGUGCCUUGAAUGCAGAACCUGUGUAGUCAUAGGAAAUGGCUACGUGGUUAAAAACAGCUCAUUAGGAAGCCUCAUCAAUAAAUAUGAUGUUGUCAUUAGGUUGAAUGAUGCUCCAGUGAGAGGCUACGAGGACGAUGUUGGGAACAAAACCACAAUGAGGUUCUUCUACCCGGAGUCAGCCUACUCCAACCCCAUUUUGCAGAACGAUCCAGAUACACUCAUGGUUAUGGUGCCUUUUAAAAUGCAAGAUCUUCGCUGGCUGAAAGAGAUCCUCUAUAAUGAGAAGAGGGUUAGGAAAGGCUUUUGGAAGCCUCCGCCCCUAAUCUGGUUGGGUGACCCCAGUAAGACCCGAGUGUUGGACCCUCAUAUAUUCCAACAGGCUGCUGACAAUUUUCUCAAGAUUUCUAAUAAAAAAGGAAAGAAUCCAGUGCAUCCGACCACGGGGAUGCUCGCUGUCGUCGCUGCUCUCAACUACUGUGACGUCGUUCACAUCGCCGGCUUUGGAUACCCAAGUUUAAAGAAGCCGCUGCAUCCCAUACACUACUAUGGUCGUGCCAAUAUGAAAUCCAUGAUGAAUUCUUACCAUGACAUUAAUAAUGAAGCCAAAGCCUUACGACGACUGGAGGAAUCAGGAGCCAUUUUAUACUUACACCCACAUCUAUGAUGCACAUGCUUUUCCUUCAACAUUAUCUGGUUGAAUACUAACAAUGGCAAUGAAUAGGUUGUCUGACUUGAAUGUGCCACGAUUGUGCCUUCUACAUUGGGGUUUUGGGAUUUUGUACACAACACUGUGAAAGUGUGCAAUGUGCUGGAUAACUGAACUGCUACAAAACAUUUUUUUUAACUCCAGCACUGUGGGCUCAGCAUUUUCCAUUCUUUUGGUAACUUGCGACCUUUGCAUAUCCUUCAGAAUCGUGUCAAGACAAUCUUGGAGGCAGUGAACCUUUUUUUUUUUGUGCAAGAAGUAUAGUGGGGUGUGAAAGUUUGGGCACCCUUGUUAAUUAUCCUGAUUUACCUUUAUAAAUUGUUGAUUGUUUGGAUAAAAAAAAUCAGUUAAAUAUAUCAUAUAGGGGACA
Austrofundulus limnaeus is the source of this 1852-nucleotide messenger RNA. It is a transcript of the gene st3gal4, whose product is annotated as ST3 beta-galactoside alpha-2,3-sialyltransferase 4. Gene Ontology annotation, molecular function: sialyltransferase activity. The record is from RefSeq and is a predicted model, not a curated record. Gene Ontology annotation, biological process: glycolipid biosynthetic process. NCBI's taxonomy places the organism in Eukaryota, Metazoa, Chordata, Actinopteri, Cyprinodontiformes, Rivulidae.